GACUAUUUACGCGACUCAAUCAUGGCGCUGUUUCCAGCGUUUGCGGACGUAGAAAUUAACAGAGUUGAAGAUUCUUCUAAAGAAUUAGACUGGCUGAAUAAUAAGAGCUUUCAGUGCGGGGAUGCUCUGUCCAUUCACAGUCGAUUUUUAGCAAAUACCAAUGAGACGGUGACCAAGAAGCAAACAAGUGCUGACAGAGAUGCAAGUUCGCUGGAGGGGGUGAAGAGUGAGGAGGACAGAGAGGGUUAUGUGCCACAGAGGAAGAAGAAAAAGAAACAUGAAAAGAAGAAGAAAAGGAAGAAAAAACACAAGAAGAAGAGCGGGAAGUAUUCGGACAGUAGUGGGUCCGACUCGGACACCAUCUACCCCAGCGACCUGAAAAAGGAAGAAGAGGCUGAAAGGAAGAAAGUCGCUUCAUUAGCAACUUCUUUCUGCUGGUUGGAUGAUUUCGAGUCGACCACAGAGCUGCCGUUCUGCGUCUACCGUAAACCCGACCCUGCAAACUGGACGUAUAAGUCUCUGUACAGAGGAGAUGUAACGAGGUAUAAGAGGAAAGGCAGCUCGUGCUUGGGUCUGAACGCUCAGGCUCAGGGCGUCAGCUGGGAGGAAUCGGAGAAGAAUAAGAAACAGAAAGGCGGAGACGGCAAACACACAGCAGACAGAUACUUUUCCAGAAGCAACCAACAGCUGCUGAGGUCUGAGCCCCCGAAUCCUGUAACGGCAGCAAGUCUUGAUGGCAGUGACGCCUUUGGCCCCGCCUCCUCCUUCAUCCCUCUCAGCGACAAUGACACAGAAAUCAAAGGACCUGCAGGUGUCAGAGGCCAGUCGUCAUCAGUAAAUCCUCUUGGAGUGUACGACUCCUCCACCGCCCUUUGGCUCCAGGGCAAAGGGCAGCAGGAGCAGCAGACGCAGCAGAAACCAGAGACACAGAAGGAUGUUGAGAGUGCGCCACUUCUGUCCGGGAGGACCGAGGAGUUCAACAGGCGGCUCAGAGAGGAGCCGACAGACACACAGCUGUGGAUCCAGUUCAUAAGAUACCAGGACGAGCUGAGUGCAGCAGUGUUUGGAGGAGAGGAGGAACAGCAGGGUAGCGAAUCGGCCGAGCACCGGAAGUCCUCCUACAAAGCUGUCAUGGAGAAAAAGCUCAGCAUUGCAGAUCGUGCCAUCGCCACAAACCCCACCUGCAUAGCUCUUCACCUGGAGAGGCUCAGGAUCUGCCAAGAGCUGUGGGAGCCUGCAGUUCUGGCGAAAGAAUGGAAGAAACUGGUGUUCCUCCACCCGAACAGCGCUCCCCUAUGGAAGGAGUACCUUCUCUUUACACAGAGCUACUUCAGUAACUUUACCGUGUCCAAAGUCAACUCUGCAUACGGGAAGUGUCUGAGCACGCUCAGUGCAGUGAGCGAUGGCAGCAUGCUCUCUCAUCCAGCUCUCCCAGGAACUGAGGAGGACAUGCUGGAUAUCUUUAUCCAGCAGUGUCAUUUCCUGCGUCAGGCUGGUCACGCAGAGAAGGCCAUUUCUCUGUUUCAGGCCAUGCUUGACUUUACAUUCUACAAGCCUGACAGUGUACAGAAACUGUCCACCAAACAGCAGGUUGAGUUCUUUGAACCGUUUUGGGACAGCGGGGAGGCCAGGGUUGGGGAGCUGGGGGCCAGAGGCUGGAAAGCCUGGAUGCAUCAACAGGAGCGUGGAGGCUGGCUGCAGCCAAGUGCAGAGGAGGAGGAUGAGGAGGAGGAAGAGGAUGAUGAGGAGGUGAAGGACAGGAGCCAGCCCAGAUGGGCCGUGUGGCUGGACGUGGAGUCGUCCCGUGAAGCUGCUCAGUGGUUGCCCUGGAGGCCGGACAAAGCUAAGGGCCAAUCAGAAGAAGACUGUGAGGACCCUGACAGACAGGUGCUUUUUGAUGACAUCGGGCCCUCCUUAAUUCGUCUCUCUUCGCCAGAGCUUCAACUCCGGUUUCUUCUUCAUUUUUUGUCUUUCCUGGGUCUGCCAGUGGACCCAGUGCUCUUUGCUGCCCCCUGUCAGCCCGGCUUGAUUUUAGAGAACCUUUCCUUCCUCACUCAAGGUAAUGAGCUCCGGCAUCCUCUGACCUCGUGCGACAUACCUGACCCCGGGGUCAACUCUGUAGGUCACACAGUUACUCUCCAAGGAACAAGGAAGUGGAUGGGGCUCGAAAAGCAGGGGGAAAAGUUCGUCACUAACGUGUUCAGUAUGGUCCAACCCAUGCUCCCACCGCUGCAUCGAUCAUGUCUGACCCUCAGCUGGAUCCAGUACGAGAAGCUGAAGGUCCUGCGAUGCUUGCGCAGCGGCAACAAAAAGCGUCUUCGCAUUCAGGGCAAGAGCAGCAAGCGCGUCGCAAAGCGUCUGCUCAAAGAACCAGACAACCGCUCGUCUCUGGUGUUGUGGCGGGAGUACGCACACCUGGAGUGGAUGCUGGGCAACCUGGACGAGGCCCGCAAAGUCUUCUCCACAGCCACGGCCAUGGGGGGAAGCAAAGGGCUGAGCAGCCCCACGCUGAGUGAGCUGUGCCUCCUGUGGGCCCAGCUGGAGGUGGAGGAAGCAGCGGCCGAGCAAGGAGGGUGGCUGGCCGACGUGACCACGUCCCCGGCUGUGUGUGUACUCUCCAGGCUGACCGACGGAACCACCUCAUCCUCUUUUCCGUCGUCGCAGCCUCUCUCAACAGUUUCCAUCCUAAAAGCAAGAAAAUCCUAUGAACAGGCUCUGACUGCCAGCCUGACUGCCCUGGAACAAAACCUGCAAAAUCCACAGUCCAAUAAAAAAGGCCAGGAAGACCUCCAUGGGGAGAAGCUGAGGAUGAGGGGUUUAGUCGGCUGUUACGCUCUCUUCCAGUACCUCACCGUCAGCAUCCAAGCAGCCAACGCCGUCUACAGCCAGGCCCGGGACCGGAUGGAGGAACUGCACCGCACACUGACACCCGACGAGCAGCCGAAGAGCAAGACGGAAGCAGACCACGCCGAAUCCAGCCCCGCCGCAGCGCCGCGGCUCUCCAUCAGCAGGCUGGCCGCGGAGUGCGAGGCGCUGGCGGUGCAGCAGGCGGCGCUGCUGAAGCACCACAGCAGCGUUGGCGUGUUUCCCCUGGCAACGCUGAGACACAUGCUGACCUCUGCCCUAUCGGCGUGGUCCUGCAGCGCCCCUCUCUGGAGCAUUUAUAUACAGGUGGAGAACCGUUACCAUUGUGCCGGCCGGGCACGCAGGUUUUUUCAGUCUGUGACCAGGGAGGCCAGCAGCUUGGUGCCACGACUCUUCGCUAUUGUUGCUGAACAACAGAGGAAGCAGCUGGUGGAUGCGGCUCAGAGGUCCUGUUGCCGCUACGAUCCCUUGUCCGUCCUGCCAGAGAACGGCCUCAGCAACCGUAUUCGUGGGUUGUUUGAAAGUGCCACAGCAACAGAGAUGGGCGCUCACUGUCCUUUGCUCUGGAGGAUGUACAUCCACUUCCUGGUGUCAGAGGGAAAAGUGCAUCAAGCAAAAGGCAUUUUCUACAAAGCCCUACAGAAUAUACCGUGGACUAAGGGUUUGUACAUGGAUGCAGUGCAGCUGUUCCCCGAGCAUUUGCAGGAGUUUGUCGAUCUGAUGACAGAGAAAGAGCUCCGGCUGAGGCUGCCUUUGGAAGAGCUGGAUAUACUUCUUGAAGACUGAGCAAACACACGCCCCAUUCAAGAACUUUCUUCCCAUGGCAAGAUCAGAACUCACAAAAUCAGCACAGACGAGUAGAAAGUCUGCCGGACUGAAGAGCUGCAGAGCAAAGAGCUGUCAUUUAUCUAGCAUUCAAGAAAACUGUAAAAGCUGUAUUUUAGUACCUGGGAGUAUCAAUAAAUGAGAAGUAAAUUUGUGUUUUGGUGUUUUGUUUAUAUGUGAUUGAGAGUGGGACAAUGGUUUCCUAUGGAAAAUCAAUACUAUUAAAAAAAAAAAAAAAAAAGCAAAAAAUAUUUUAUGUUGCACUGCCUAAAAAUCUAAAAAAAAAAAAACCAAAAAAAAAACCCCAAGAGUAUUGAUUGAAU
This is a messenger RNA of Salarias fasciatus (jewelled blenny), 4013 nucleotides long. Its product is annotated as protein NRDE2 homolog. The transcript has 19 exons. NCBI's taxonomy places the organism in Eukaryota, Metazoa, Chordata, Actinopteri, Blenniiformes, Blenniidae. The record is from RefSeq and is a predicted model, not a curated record. The coding region runs from base 22 to 3651 and encodes 1209 amino acids. Gene Ontology annotation, biological process: regulatory ncRNA-mediated heterochromatin formation; RNA processing; negative regulation of RNA catabolic process. Gene Ontology annotation, molecular function: protein binding. Gene Ontology annotation, cellular component: catalytic step 2 spliceosome.